Molecule: messenger RNA, 1485 nt
Organism: Tripterygium wilfordii
Lineage: Eukaryota; Viridiplantae; Streptophyta; Magnoliopsida; Celastrales; Celastraceae
Exons: 1
Coding region: 1-1485 (494 amino acids)
Source: RefSeq, a predicted model, not a curated record
AUGAAUCGACGUUCUGAGGUGGUUACACUUCCAAAAGGUACCCGUAUGGACUUCUCGAAAUUUGAUUCUAGUGACCCUGCCGAAUGGGUGUAUUGUGCUAAACGGUUUUUUGAGCUGAACACAACUCCAUCAGAAUUAAGGAUCCGCCUUGGUUCCUUUCACCUCAGGGGUGAGGCCUUGCAGUGGUUUAAAUGGAUGAAUAGAGUUGUGGGUUGGAAGGAUUGGGAGCAUUUUGUUCAAGCAAUAUCAACACCUUUUGGUCCAAGUCAGUUUGAGGAUUUUGCUGAGAUCUUGGCCAAACUAAGACAAACAGGCUCGUUGAGAGAGUACCAGAAAGAAUUUGAGAAAUACUUGAACAGAGUAGAUGGACUUCCAGAGGCAUGCCUCAUAAGUUGUUUCAUUGGUGGAUUGAUUGACGAAAUUCGAGUGGAAGUCAAGAUCUUACAACCUUCUACUUUAAUUUCGACCAUGGGGUUGGCUAGGCUGAUUGAGCAUAAGCUGAGUUCGAAACGGGGAAGGGUCUUCACGCCCAAAAGUGUGCUGCUUCCCAAUACUAAAACACAGGAAAUGAAGAAUACUCCCAGUUUACCUCUUGUUAAGAUGUUGUCUCCAGGAGAGAUGGCGGAACGUAAGAAGAAGCAACUUUGUUACAAUUGCGAUAAAGAAUGGAUACUGGGCCAUAGGUGUAAACAGAAGGCUUUAUUUUUACUUGAAGAAUGUGAAGUGGAGUGUGAAGAAACAGAACGGGUAUCACCAAUACCUGAAUUCUCCACAGAAGUUAGUGUUCCUGAAACUCUCCAUAUCUCUUUGGCGGCUUUAGGAGGAUCUACCACCCCCCAAACGAUGCGAGUUACCUUAUACAUCAAGAAUCAACAUUUCACUGCUCUAAUUGAUUCAGGAAGCACACACAACUUCUUGCAUCCACGUUUGGUGACGAGACUUGGGUGUAAACUAGAAAAUUGCACGGAUUUGAAGGUGAGAAUUACAGACGGUGGGAGUAUGCAUAGUUCGGGGUUCUGUCCGUCAAUUCCAGCUCGCAUUCAACAAUAUUCGGGGAAGGCUGAUUUCUUUAUCCUUAAGUUAGGAGGAUGUGAUGAGAUAUUAGGAAUGGCAUGGUUUAGGACUCUUGGAACGGUCUUGAGGGACUUUGAUAAUUUACAAAUGCGGUUCACUAGUGAAGGAAAAGGUGUAACUAUUUCAGGGUCAAACUCAAAUCAGAUUGUGGUAAUUGAGGCACAAAGGAUGGAAAGAAUUUUGAAGGGGCCUGAGCCAUUGGGGUUCUUGGUGACUCCUGUAGAGACAAACCAAAUGCAAGAGGUGUCUAGUGAAUUAGACUCUUUAAUUACAACCUUGAUUCAAUGCUUCAGGAACAUUUUUGAAGAGCCUACUGAGUUGCCUCCAAUGAGGAAUCAGAACCACCAGAUUCCUACCGUGCCAGGGAGCUCACCUGUUAAUGUGCGCCCUUAUUGGUAUGCUCAUUUUUAG